AUGGAUGCGCAAAAUAACCUAUUGGUUAAAUUUGCUGAUGAUAUAACGACAAGUGCUCCAGUAAAAUCAGGAUGGGAUUCUGCUGAGGCUGAGGUGGAAAGCAUUCAAAAUUGGUCGGAAGCAACUCAAAUAACAUUAAAUCUUUCUAAAACGUGGGAAAUGGUUGUGCACGGUGGGUCUAUGAAACCGUUACCGGCACCGAUUGUAGGCAUUGAACGAAAGAGCUGGUUGAAAUUAUUAGGUGUCACAUUUCAGGAAAAUCGGCCAUGUUGCUGGGAUUUUCAUAUCGAUGAUCUUCUGUCGAAGGCUAGUGGGCGUAUGUACAUAUUGAGAGUGUGUAGAUGCUAUGGUUACUCUGCAGAUCAGCUAAGCAAAUUAUUCAAUUCGCUAAUCAUGUCACUCUUUUACUAUUGCAUUGAAGUGUGGGGUUCUGCACUCCAAAAGAAAUAUUUGGAUCGUAUAGACAAGUUUUUCCGGCGGGCUUAUCGUUAUUGAUAUACGACAAAGAGUAUUAAGAUAUCUGAAGUGAUCGAGGAGAGAGACAGAAAAUUAUUUAGUAAAAUCGUAUCGAAUCCAGAACAUGCCCUACAUGAAUUGCUUCCUGUGUGUAAACAAAGUAUUUUAAGACAAAGGGAACAUAACUUUAUUUUACCUCAAAUUAAAACGGAACGAUUUAAACGAUCCUUCAUAAAUAGAUCUCUUUUCAAAUAUUUUUAACUUUCAUAUAAUUAAUUAGGAUCGAUCAAUUUUUUAACUGUAAUAAAUAGGAAUUUGAUAUUUGUAAAGUUGCACGUCUGUUGUGACUCUAGACAAUAAAGACUUUAAUAAUAAUAAAUAAUAAUAAUAAAAUCAUAAAGAGUUGCUUCAAAUGCAAAAAGUUGCCAAAAAGUUGCCGAGCAUAAUCUGUAGAAGCCUAACCUUCAGAGCUAAUGGACGUCAAUGGGCGCCAUCUAAUUGGCUUCACUUCAUGGGCCGAAUGACUGAUGUUCUUGCUCCAGGCCCUCCAGAUAUAUAGACAGCUCAUUGUACUAGCGAAGUAAUAACGUAAGAUCAAUAAGAUGACGUGCGCAAACAGAUUCGCGCGCACGAAAAUUUUUUCGUCUUUCGCUACUAAACUUGCCUCUAAUUUUCAUUCCUUUAGCACGGAAUAAAAGUAUUGAUGCCCAAGCACAAUGGUCAAUACGGUUAAAAUAUCAUGGCAUGGCAUGCAAAAACGGAGAAGAUUUCCACUGUCCGUGCAUGCGUAAGGUUUCCUAUGAAAUUGGAACCAUAAUUUUAUCCAAAUGGUUUCAAGCGAAAGUUACAUUAAUAAAAUAGAUUUGUACUGUGACACUCUGACAGAAAUGAUGUUCAAGGCACACCAGCAAACAUCACAGCUGUGCUACAUUUCAGCCAAAUUGUGAACUGCGAAGUAUAUUUGUCGAAGCUUACGUCGAAGCUUACUUCGACAGCGUCGUAAAAAUAUCCUUCCUGGUAUGUGUAUUAAUUUUAACUUGUUUUGUGCGUUUGUUUAUAUGAGUUUUCAUGUUUGUUGUUUUUGCUUGUUUUGUUAAAAUAUAUUUUGCCCGGUCAGGCUUCGCUACUGAACCGAAUUUCGCCGAAGCUAAGCUAAACUAAACUGUAAAAUUACAACACGACAACCAAUCAAUUCUGAUUUUCGUUCUUACAUAAAAACAAUAUCAAGAAAAACGAAAACAACGAAACCAUCAAAUGUGCCUGGUAUAAAUGUCCAGGUAAAUAUUUUAAAUUUUUAGUUUAUGUCACUAGCUGUUGUUUGAAAUGUAUUAAAUACUUAAUUCUGACGAAAACUGAGAGAAUUUAACUAUUUUAGUUCCAAAGAAAAGACGCAUGGUUGAUUAAAUUCCGCCUUUCGAAAUAUUUUUCUAGGGCAAUUUUUCCAUGUCACCAACAUCAUGAAAGAUUUUGGUAAUCCAUUCUUCAUACACACCGCUAUUGUUGCUGUGUCAAUAACAAUCUUUGAUAUGCUUCUCUUUGGAAGAUUUUUAAAAAGAUUUUAUUGAUUUGUUUAUUUUUCUCUGGUUUCUCUUUAUUUUCAUUGUCUGUUUGCAUCGUUAUUUGCAUUACACAUUUAUUCUUCCUAGCUAGAAUUCCUUCCUCUCUCUCCAUUCCUUCCUUCUUCCCCUUCCCCACUCCCUGUGUCCCUUCAUUUUUCCUUUUCCUCCUCCACUCUCCUUCUAUCCCUUCCUUCUGCUCUCCCCCCUUCCUGCCGCAUUCUUUCUUUUCCCUCUUCCUCCCUUCUUCAUCUGGAAUUCCCUUCCUUCAUUUCUUCCUCCCCGCGUCUCUUUUUUCCUAUCUGAUACCCCUUUCUAUCCCAUCUUUCCUUCUCCAUUUCUACAAUGUUCCUUCCUCUACCUCUCCUCAUAACUCCAAUUCAUCCUUCCGCCCUCCUUCCCUUAAUUGUUCCCCCGUCCCUACUCCCUUCCCUUCCUCCGUGGUCCCCUCCCCACAUGUAAUUCUAACCUAACAUAUUUUCAACUCCAAUUGCAGUCAGUGUAAAAGAAUAAAGAACCAAAAGCCAAACUCCAGCGAAGCUUCAGCUUGGACAGAAGUCUCCGAAAAUGUCGAAAUAUAACCAUAUUGGGUCGCAGUGGUCUAAGUAGACAGUGUUAUAGCCAGGGUCUAACCUUUGAUGGUGUCUAAACGUUUAUGGAAUUUGGAGUGCUAGCGCCAAAGGCGCGAGGAAUCUAGGGGGUCCGGGGGCACGGUCCACCGGGAAAAUAGAACGCUAUUUCACGUAUUUUAGGACGAGGUUUGAAGAAAUGCGAGGGUGUAAAUUUUCGAUUCGAAGUGCUUGUGCCAACGAAUGGACGAUCGGAAGUCGUUUGGCUUUAUCAUGUAUUAUGUAUACUAGUAGCGGCCGCAGUCAUCGAGUGCAAAGUGUCUAUUAGAGUCUCUAUCAAAGAAAAUAUUAGUCCAGCAAAAGAGGACCAAAAGGAGAACACUAUCAAAUAUAAAGUAAAUUUCAUUUUAAAAUAUGUAAUUAUAUGACAUAUUUUUACUUAAUAUACAUUACUAUGCCGAUCCUUGCAAAAUUGGGCCGCCUGUGGAGAAUCCAGAUAUUUGAUGAUCAUGUAAAACAACACUACAAAUCCACAAUAUACUUCUAAAAUGCGAUUUGUUUGAUAACAGCAAGGAUAUACAGCUUAAUUAAUUAAUUAAUUAAUUAAUUAAUUAAUUAAUUAAUUAAUUAAUUAAUUAAUUAAUUAAACAAGCUUUCGUUCGUAUGGACACAACUACCUGAAAAAUAUAAGGAAAAUUUCGACGUUUCGAGCGAGGGCCCUUCGUCUGGAGUUACCUUUAUCCCUACCAACGAAAGCUUGUAACACCACAAAACAUCGUAUUCACCUGAGUACAUAACACCGACACAGAGAAAGCUUGCUUGUAUUAUUGGCACUACCCAUACUGGCACAGACAGUUCAAGAUCACGAUAUACAACUUAAUCUGAUAAGUCAUGCAUUUUGUGACGUAGAAACCAUGACAUGUAUAUCUAACUGACUGAAAUAUCUCGAAAACGAAGAAACGCAAUGAAAAACUGGAACAUUUUUUACAUAGUUCUUAUACAUAAGAUAAUGAAAAUUUUCGUUUCAUAUGCACUUUAAAAAUAAUUCACACGUUAUCAUUGAGACAAGAUAACAAGAAACGGAAAUGGGUUGAUUUUGAACAAUGAAGUCUGUGAACACCAAAAUUAUGGAUGAGACUAAAUGAGAUCAACCGAAAAUAAAGUCAAAGACCUUUUUAUAUCACUGACACUAAUUAUAGAAUAAAACGCCCACACCUAAGACUAUAUAUCUUAAUAUACGCCAUCACUUAGUAGUUCCCUGCUGAUAAAUUUCAAAAGUUCACAAGCAAUGCACACAUGCAAUGAUAAUUUGGCAAAUAUAAUAGUAUAUACAUGCAUGUAUCUGACUGCAACCAAAAGCAACAAACGUGAAUGUCAUUGGCUGAUAGAACACAUCAGGCUGCAUUACAAAAUAUUCAUCAAACGUCAAGUGUUGAACAUCCAAUCGAUUGAUUUUUAGACUACUUUUACAUGUCCAAAUGAAAUUUUAGCUCUUCAACCAGCUUUUAAUUAAGCACAAGUUGGCAACGUCAAUCAUUUAAGUGUGAUCUCAAGCUAAGCCAAAAAAGGAGUUACGUGUUAUAUUGAAGACUACGAUUGUAUUUAAAACGUUUGACAAAUAAAAAAUUUCGGCCAUCCACACCGAUGGAUGAAGAGUGGAAAUUGGCUUACGAUAUGCAUUAUAUGAUUUUUGGGAUGGCAUUCUUACUUCUCACAGGUUCAUCACUUCAUGCCUUAAUACGUGGUCGUAACAUGCCAUUAUCUCGCAUCAAUUUCGCAGUUAACGGUGUCUUCGUUAUUUUUACUGCGGCUCUUGCUGUUUCAUCGCUACAUUAACAAAGAAAUACACCUAUCACCCUUGGCUUUCGAGCGAUUUCUAUUUAACGUAGGUUUUCCAUGUUUAGUAACUGCAUUCACUCGGAUUUGCUACCUUGGUCUGAAACAUGGAGUAAAUCACACACAGCUUGUAUUUGAUUUGGUGGUUGUGCAAUGUUACUUAUUCGUCAUCGCAGAAAGCUUAGAAACAAUGCUUCCCUGUGAUCAGCAUGUGGCACAAAACAUCAUUUCUUUACUGGCUGUCGGUUCUUUUAUGUGUGGACUGUGCGCCAUGAAUGUUUAUGGUAAGAUCUCCUAUGACGAUACUUCGGACGUCUGUACGCAGAUGGAAAAAUCGAACGUCGUGAGCGUAGAUAUCAUGGAAAGACCAAACUGUAAAACGGAAGGCAAUCGUAUGGAUAAGACGAGAAGUGAGAAUAGAGAAUCGACCGUCACUACUGUUAUAUCGUGUAUAGGCGGCUCCUGUGCUGUGAUGAAGCUGUGGGUUAUUUCAGGGAUUUUGAAGGUUUGGGACGGCGACAUGGAUAUGGAGAGUUGGUAUUCAUUGAUGUAUGCAAACAUACUUCGUAUGAUUGAGUUGGGAAAUUCUGCCAUGAUGUUGUAUCUCAUACACCGCCGCAUCACGCUCAAACGAAAGUCUUUUUUGCUGUAG
Paramuricea clavata is the source of this 5069-nucleotide messenger RNA. NCBI's taxonomy places the organism in Eukaryota, Metazoa, Cnidaria, Anthozoa, Malacalcyonacea, Plexauridae. The record is from the annotation of a GenBank genome assembly.